GGUGGACUGGGGCGCUUGUAAAGGGGGAGGGGCCGAAGGGGCUGACAACUGAGGAGACCCAUGGCUAAGAGGCGGUAGCAGGGGCUGAAGAAAUGACAUCAGAUGUACCAACGCUGGGUCCUACCAUUGCUUCUGGAAACCCAGGGCCUGGCAUUCAAGGGGGAGGAGCCAUUGUCCAGAGGGCUAUUAAGCGGAGACCAGGGCUGGAUUUUGAUGAUGAUGGAGAAGGAAACAGUAAAUUUUUGAGGUGUGAUGAUGAUCAGAUGUGCAAUGACAAGGAGCGUUUUGCCAGGUCGGAUGAUGAGCAGAGCUCUGCGGAUAAAGAGAGACUUGCCAGGGAAAAUCACAGUGAAAUUGAACGGCGGAGACGGAACAAGAUGACAGCUUACAUCACAGAACUGUCAGAUAUGGUACCCACCUGUAGUGCCCUGGCUCGAAAACCAGACAAGCUAACCAUCUUACGCAUGGCAGUUUCUCAUAUGAAGUCCUUGAGGGGAACUGGCAAUACAUCCACUGACGGAUCCUACAAGCCAUCUUUCCUCACUGACCAGGAACUGAAACAUUUGAUCUUGGAGGCAGCAGAUGGCUUUCUGUUUAUUGUCUCCUGUGAGACAGGCCGGGUGGUAUAUGUCUCUGAUUCAGUGACUCCUGUUUUGAACCAGCCACAGUCUGAAUGGUUUGGCAGCACACUCUAUGAUCAGGUGCACCCAGAUGAUGUGGAUAAACUUCGUGAGCAGCUUUCCACUUCAGAAAAUGCCCUGACAGGGCGUAUCCUGGAUCUAAAGACUGGAACAGUGAAAAAGGAAGGUCAACAGUCUUCCAUGAGGAUGUGUAUGGGCUCAAGGAGAUCAUUUAUUUGCCGAAUGAGGUGUGGCAGUAGCUCUGCGGACCCAGUCUCCAUGAAUAGACUGAGCUUUGUGAGGAACAGAUGCAGGAAUGGACUUGGCUCUGUGAAGGAUGGAGAACCUCACUUUGUGGUGGUCCACUGCACAGGUUACAUCAAGGCCUGGCCGCCAGCAGGUGUUUCCCUCCCAGAUGAUGACCCAGAGGCUGGCCAGGGGAGCAAGUUUUGCCUAGUGGCCAUUGGCAGAUUGCAGGUAACUAGUUCUCCCAACUGUACAGACAUGAGUAAUGUUUGUCAACCAACAGAGUUCAUUUCUCGACACAACAUUGAAGGGAUAUUCACUUUUGUGGAUCACCGUUGUGUGGCUACUGUUGGCUACCAGCCACAGGAACUCUUAGGAAAGAAUAUUGUAGAAUUCUGUCAUCCUGAAGACCAGCAGCUUCUAAGAGACAGCUUCCAACAGGUUGUGAAAUUAAAAGGCCAGGUGCUGUCUGUCAUGUUCCGGUUUCGGUCUAAGAACCGAGAAUGGCUGUGGAUGAGAACCAGCUCCUUUACUUUCCAGAAUCCUUACUCAGAUGAAAUUGAGUAUAUCAUCUGUACCAACACCAAUGUGAAGAAUUCUAGCCAGGAACCACGGCCUACACUGUCCAGCACAAUCCAAAGACCACAGCUAGGUCCCACAGCUAAUUUACCCCUAGAGAUGGGCUCAGGACAAUUGGCACCCAGGCAGCAACAACAGCAACCAGAAUUGGACUUAGUACCAGGAAGAGAUGGACUGGCCAGCUAUAAUCAUUCCCAGGUUUCUGUUCAGUCUGUGACAACUACAGGGCCAGAACAUAGCAAGCCCCUUGAGAAAUCAGAUGGCCUAUUUACCCAGGAUAGAGAUCCAAGAUUUUCAGAAAUCUAUUCCAACAUCAACGCAGAUCAGAGUAAAGGCAUCUCCUCCAGCACUGUCCCUGCCACCCAACAGAUAUUCUCCCAGGGCAACUCAUUCCCUCCUACCCCCCGGCCGGCAGAGAAUUUCAGGAAUAGUGGUCUGGCCCCUCCUGUAACCAUUGUCCAGCCAUCAUCAUCUGCAGGGCAAAUAUUGGCCCAGAUUUCCCGCCAUUCCAACCCUACCCAGGGAACAGCCCCAACUUGGACCCCUAGCACACGUCCAGGCUUCUCUGCCCAGCACGUGGCUACCCAGGCUACAGCCAAGACUCGUUCUUCUCAAUUUGGGGUGGGCAACUUUCAGACUCCUUCCUCGUUCAAUCCCAUGUCUCUCCCGGGUGCUCCCUCUGCGUCAUCUGGUGCUGCAUAUCCUACUCUCACUAGUCGUGGUUCCAACUUUGCUCCUGAGACUGGACAGACUGCAGGACAAUUCCAGACACGGACAGCAGAGGGUGUGGGUGUUUGGCCACAGUGGCAAGGCCAGCAGUCUCAUCAUCGCUCAAGUUCUAGUGAGCAGCAUGUUCAACAGUCGUCAGCACAGCAACCUAGCCAGCCUGAGGUCUUCCAGGAGAUGCUGUCGAUGCUGGGAGAUCAGAGCAACAGCUACAACAGUGAAGAAUUUCCUGACCUAACUAUGUUUCCCUCCUUUUCAGAAUAGAACUGCUGGGGUGAGGAUGAGGGGUAGGGGAGAAAAAUCACUGUUUGUUUUGUAAAAACAAAUCUUUUGUAAACAGAAUAAAAGUUCCUCUCCCUUCCCUUCCCUCACCCCUGACAUGUAUCCCCUAUCCCUUCUGGACCUACCUUACUUUUCCUUGAGUCUCUGAGGUAACAUUUAUAGAAGAAAUUAAAUGAAUCCUCCAGGCUUUUAGGAGCCUUUGAAAAUUUGAGGCUAGGCCUUUCCUAUUAUCUCCUGACCAGAAGUUGCACAACAAUGAUUUGUGCUAGGGUCAAGGGGCAGGACAGAAAAAACCUGACAUCCACUAUUUGCCUUGGAUACUGUGGCUUGUUUUAAAAAAAAAUUCUGAAUAGAGUGAUGCAGAGGAGAAAUGUCCUCAUAUUUGAGGAACAUGAAACAUGAUAGGUAUAUAUGGAGCUUUAGGAAGUGAUCAUAGACUCUUUUGCUACCUGUAAGCAAUUUCUCUGGAAAGAAACAUGUAAGAGAAGGUGAGUAUGUGUGUGUAUUUGUGCGUGUGUGUGUGUAUGUGUGUGUGUUGUGUGUGUGUGUCUACGUGUUCCUGUAUUUCUCCCUAUUAGGGAAUUUAUGCAAAAUUUGUCCAAUAUUUUUAUCUUUGUCUUUCUGUGUGCUCAUCAAAGAGUUAGAAGUUAAAUCUUCUAGGUAUUUUCCAUUUAGUAUUGCAGCCAAAGAGUAUUUAAAUAGGUCUUUGCUGCACUUACAUUUAUGCCCAGCCAACGUGCAACUAUAGGCAAAUAUAUAGUCUUUUGUUGAUAGGGUUGGUCUCUUACCGAACAUACUCAGUGUUCAAGAUGAAUUUCUCCUGCUUUUGGUGCUCUUGCCUUAUCUGGAAGAUCUGCAAACAUUACCCAAAUAGGCUGGCUAAACACUUUCACAAGUCCCAGACUUGGCCAUAAGAAUAAUGCUGCAUUUUUCUGUCAGAAUUACACAUGAUGUGUGUUCUGGAGAGGUUAUUUCUGCAUGGAAACUCAACUUCUUGGAUUAGCAGUCUCAGUGAAAAUACUCACUGUUGAGGUAUAAGCCAAAUACAAAACCCUCUUGCAAAGUAGCCUCCUUAAUCCCAUCCUUAAAAUAUCCCAUCUAGAAAGAAACACAUUUAGGUCUUCUCUGGGCCUGUAGUUCUUUCCUCCCUCUCCAGUCCUGAGAUUGGGUUUUAUUUGGAGCACAAAUACAAUUCCAUGUGUUAGGUAGGACCUGGAUUCCUAUCCCAACAGGGCCUUUUGCUAAUUAUAGCCAUAUAAAUAUGGAUUCAGGUCCCUACUCUCACCCUUUACCUUCCUCAGGUAGGUCUUGUACAUCAGCCUUUAAAAAAAAAAAAGUUCCAGUAUCUAAAUGAAAAACUGAAUUAAUAAGGAAAAGACAUAUAAAGUAUAUUCAUAGGAGACUGAGGAGCACAGAUGGCCUUGGAGAGGGUGAGGGAAUGUUAUUUACUGGGUUUCCCUCCCUUUUGUCUCCAACCUGGUGCCAGGUAGUGGAGUGGAAAAGGAGACAGUUUAUUUUUUUAUUCUAUGUGCACACAUACAGUAUACAUAUA
This is a messenger RNA of Castor canadensis (American beaver), 4005 nucleotides long. RefSeq names its product aryl hydrocarbon receptor nuclear translocator (gene Arnt). Gene Ontology annotation, cellular component: nucleus; transcription regulator complex; cytoplasm. Gene Ontology annotation, biological process: regulation of DNA-templated transcription. Gene Ontology annotation, molecular function: protein dimerization activity; DNA-binding transcription factor activity. The record is from RefSeq and is a predicted model, not a curated record. Lineage: Eukaryota; Metazoa; Chordata; Mammalia; Rodentia; Castoridae.